Plasmodium malariae is the source of this 888-nucleotide messenger RNA. Its product is annotated as fam-l protein. The coding region runs from base 1 to 888 and encodes 295 amino acids. The record is from RefSeq and is a predicted model, not a curated record. Lineage: Eukaryota; Apicomplexa; Aconoidasida; Haemosporida; Plasmodiidae. The transcript is spliced from 2 exons.
AUGAAACAAAAAAUUAAGCCCCUUUUAUUUAAAAAGUUUUCUACAUUUAUUCUUUUAAGUUGGAUAUAUCAUAUUCAUAUUUAUAUGACUACGCAUAACAGAUCUUUGGUUGAAUGUUACAAUGCUUGUAAAAAAUUUUAUGCAAGAAAUUAUCGUUUACUCACAAAAUAUAAACAAGAUAAAGUUGCACAUAUUGCAGAUUUAAAAGAAAAGAUAAUAAAUAAUGGAGAAUUCGGAAAAAAUGUUAUAUCGAAUAACGAAAAAGGAGAAAAAGAAAGAAAGAAUCCCUCAUGUGGAAAUUUAUCAAUGAAUAAAAACAUAUAUAACCAUAAUAAGAAAAAUAAAUCUUAUAUAUUUGAAACAAAAAACUAUUCACGAUUAGAAAAAAAAAUAUUCAAAGAAAUUGAUUACGUAGAUUUUCUUAAAAACAACAACACAAUUAAUAAUAAGCUUUACAAAAAAAUAAUACGUAAAAAAUACGGAUUACGUAUAGUAUUACCUUUAUUGUUAUUCUUUCUUUUAUUAACAGUAUUCAUAAUAGAAUUAUCAUUUGGUUUGUUAGGAAAAAGUUGUUUAUUGUAUUAUUUUGGUUUAGAGAAGUCGCAUUUAGAGAAUUUAGCCAAGAAAGAACCUCUUUCUACCAUUUUAAAUUUUUUGAAAACAUACAAAAAGUUUUGGGAACACGGCAUACUGGGAGAAUCAGGGGUUGUAUGCGGAUUGUGCGGAGCACGAAAUACAAUAUCUGAAACAUGCAUAUUAGGACAAUUAAUUCGUAUUUUAUUAUAUUUUGUACCUUUUAUUAUACUAUGUAUUACAUUUAUAUCAUGGAUCUUUUAUUACCAUAAAAAAGUUAAAAAAUAUGGAAAAAUUAAGUUCAGUAAAAAAUAA